GGGGUGGGGUGGGGCGGAGCCGGCGCAGGGUGCUGGUGGCGGUGGCCCUGGUCCCAGCGCCUGGCCCGCUCGCGGCCGACCGCGUGAGAGCAGCGGGGCUCGACGUCGUGGCCCAGCCACGAUGGCCACGCACGGAAAGCUGCGGCGGGAGCGGGGGCUGCAGGCUGAGUAUGAGACCCAAGUCAAAGAGAUGCGCUGGCAGCUGAGUGAGCAGCUGCGCUGCCUAGAGCUACAGGGUGAGCUGCGGCGGGAGUUGCUGCAGGAGCUGGCUGAAUUCAUGCGGCGGCGCGCUGAGGUGGAGCUGGAGUACUCCCGUGGCCUGGACAAGCUAGCCGAGCGCUUCUCUGGCCGUGGAGGCCGCCUGGGGGGCAGCAGUCGGGAGCAUCAAAGCUUCCGGAAGGAGCCAUCCCUCCUGUCACCCUUGCAUUGCUGGACUGUGUUGCUGCAGCAGACGCGGCAGCAGAGCCGAGAGAGUGGUGCCCUCAGUGAGGCACUGGCUGGGCCCCUGGCCCAGCGAUUGAGUCACAUCGCAGAGGAUGUGGGGCGCAUUGUGAGAAAGACUAAGGAUCUGGAGCAGCAGCUGCAGGAUGAGCUCAUGGAGGUGGUCUCAGAGCUCCAGACGGCCAAGAAGACGUAUCAGGUGUACCAUACGGAGAGCAUGAAUGCUGAGAACAAGCUCCGUGAAGCUGAGCGACAGGAGGAGAAGCGGGCUGGCCGGAGUGCCCCCGCCACUGCUGCCACUACUGCCACAGCUGAGGCAGGGCCCCUCCGCAAGAGCUCCCUCAAAAAAGGAGGGCGGCUGGUGGAGAAGCGUCAGGCCAAGUUCUUGGAGCACAAACUCAAGUGCACAAAAGCACGCAAUGAGUACCUGCUCAGCCUGGCCAGUGUCAAUGCCGCUGUCAGCAACUACUACUUGCAUGAUGUCUUGGACCUGAUGGAUUGCUGUGACAUGGGGUUCCACCUGGCUCUGGGGCAGGUGCUUCGGAGCUAUGCAGUUGCUGAGAGCCGUACCCAAGCCUCCCAGAGGCAGGGCCUAUGCAGCUUGGAGGAAGCUCUGGAGGCCCUGGAUCCCCCAGGGGACAAAGCCAAGGUGCUCGAGGUGCAUGCUACUGCCUUCUGUCCUCCACUGCGUUUUGACUACCAGCCCCAUGAGGGGGAUGAGGUGGCCGAGAUCCAGGUUGAGAUGGAGCUGCGGGAUGAGAUUCUGCCCAGAGCCCAGAACAUCCAGAGCCGCCUGGACCAACAGACCAUAGAGACAGAAGAGGUGAACAAGACGCUGAAGGCGACGCUGCAGGCCCUACUGGAGGUGGUGGCAUCAGAGGAUGGGGAUGUGCUUGAUUCCUUCCAGACCAGCCCCUCCACUGAGUCCCUCAAGUCCACCAGCUCAGACCCAGGCAGCCGGCAGGCAGGCCGUAGACGGGGCCAGCAGCAGGAGACAGAGACCUUCUACCUCACGAAGCUUCAGGAGUUCCUGAGUGGACGGAGCAUCCUCGCCAAGCUGCAGGCCAAACAUGAGAAGCUGCAGGAGGCUAUACAGCGAGACCUCCAGCCUGAGAGGCAGACCAGCAUUUUCUCAUCUCCAGGUGACAAGGAGGAGCAGAAGAUUUCUUGGACCCAGUACACACAGAGAAAAUUCCAGAAGAGCCACCACCCCCGCCCCAGCUCCCAGUAUAACCAGAGACUCUUUGGGGGUGAUAUGGAGAAGUUUAUCCAGAGCUCAGGCCAGCCUGUACCCCUGGUGGUGGAGAGCUGCAUCCGCUUCAUUAACCUCCAUGGCCUGCAGCACGAAGGCAUCUUCCGGGUGUCAGGUGCCCAGCCCCGAGUGUCAGAGAUUCGAGAUGCCUUUGAGAGAGGGGAGGACCCACUAGUGGAAGGCUGCAGCGCCCGUGACCUGGACUCGGUGGCUGGGGUACUGAAGCUCUACUUCCGGAGCUUGGAGUCCCCGCUCUUCCCCUCAGACCUGUUCAGGGAGCUGGUGGCUGCUUCAGAGCUGGAGGCUGUGGCAGAGCGCGUGGAGCAUGUAAGCCGCCUGCUGGCCCGCCUGCCGCCAUCAGUGCUGGUGGUCCUGCGCUACCUCUUUGCCUUCCUCAGCCACCUGGCCCAGUACAGCGACGAGAACAUGAUGGACCCCUACAACCUGGCCGUGUGCUUUGGGCCAACACUGCUGCCCGUGCCUGCUGGGCAAGACCCAGUGGCCUUGCAGAGCCGGGUGAACCAGCUGGUGCAGACGCUGAUCAUGCAGCCUGCUCAGGUGUUCCCAGCUGUUACCACACUGCCCGGCCCUGUCUACGAGAAGUGCAUGGCUCCGCCUAACACCAGCUGCCUGGGGUACACUCUUGGUACUGCCUGGGGGGAUCCUGUGGAGGGAAGGGCCCCUUACCUGCCUUGCUCUGCUCCAAACCCCAGGGAUGCUCAGCUGGAGGGCCUGGCAGGGGAGCAUGAGCCAGAGCUGGAAGCGGAGGCCACAACCCAGGAGGAUGAUCUAGAGGGGGUUUUGGAGGCUGUGGCCUGCUUUGCCUACAUGGGCCGCACUGCCCAGGAGCUAACAUUCCAGCGUGGGGACGUGCUGCGGCUGCAUGAGCGAGCUUCUAGUGACUGGUGGCGAGGGGAGCACGCUGGGACACGGGGACUCAUUCCUCACAAGUACAUCAUGCUGCCUGCAGGGCUUCUGGCCCCAGGUCCCCAUGCUGUUCUCCCAUCCAGGACAGAGAAGCAGGUGGCAGGCCCAGGCUCACAGGCUACAGUGGAGCUGGGGAGCACUCCAGAGGGGCUUCUGGCCUUGGAGUCCACCUAUCGGCCAGAGGUGUGCACCCUACCCGCGGUUGUGGGCCCCUCUGGGUACAGACGGCACUGCUUGGUCCCAUCCUCCCCAGAACAACACAUGGAGGUGGAUAAGGCUGUGGCGCAGAACAUGGACUCCGUGUUUCAGGAGCUCUUGGGAAAGACGGCUAUUCGCCAGGGCCUCAGGCCAGUGUCUGCCACCUCCCCCAGCCCAGGGUCCUGUAGCCGCCUGGGCAGGAACAAAGGCUUCUCCCGUAGCCCUGGGGCCCCAGCUUCACCCUCAGUGUCAAAUACCCAGGGUCUAGACUCAACCCUCAACCCACACUGAGGUGCAGUCUCUGUGGGCCUGACCUUGCCCCAGGUGGCCACCAGAGACUGGCCACUCUCCCCAGCCCUCUGCUUCUCCCAAGUACAGAGGAGGGUGAGGCUGCCCAAAUAGGGGUCCCAGCCCAUGCCCUGCCUGCGCCCAACCCUGGCAUAGGCCCCUUUUGGGGCAGCUGAGGAAGGAGGCCUUGCUGUGAAGGCUCAGCAGCAGCCAUUAGGUGGCAGGCACCCUUGCUCUGAUGAGCUCUUUCUCAGCUGCCUGGCAGGGGGUUUGGGGAGCCGCAAUUCAU
Messenger RNA from Otolemur garnettii (small-eared galago), 3395 nucleotides. RefSeq names its product Rho GTPase activating protein 4 (gene ARHGAP4). The coding region runs from base 122 to 3109 and encodes 995 amino acids. The record is from RefSeq and is a predicted model, not a curated record. Lineage: Eukaryota; Metazoa; Chordata; Mammalia; Primates; Galagidae. Gene Ontology annotation, cellular component: cytoplasm. Gene Ontology annotation, biological process: signal transduction; negative regulation of cell migration. The transcript has 21 exons. Gene Ontology annotation, molecular function: protein binding.